UGCCGGCCACGAUGGCGACGCUGAUGCGGUCCGUGUGCCGCACUGUGUGCUGCCGCCCGGCCGGGGCAGGCGGUACGUCAGGGCGCUGAGGAGGAGGCCGCUGGAGGUGGUGGACGCUCGCGUCCAGGGAGCGGCUGGGGCCGGCGAGAGGUCCCCUGGCCGGGAGGACCCCGGGCCCCGGGUCGCGUUGGGGCUCAGGCCGGGCCGCAGCCCCUCGGCGCCGCCUCCCUGCCCGACCUGCCGGUCGAGAGGGCGUCUCCCGGGGACAAGCGGCUGGCAAAAGUUAUGACCAUUGCGAAGUCCAAGAAAUUCCGUGACCAGCAUGGGAAAAUCCUUCUCGAGGGUCGGCGGUUGAUAACUGAUGCCUUGGGAGCCGGAGCAAGACUCGAGACUCUCUUCUUCAGUAAUAUGGACAGCCUGAAGGAAUUGCCUCUGGAGAAACUGAAGGAUGUUAAAUUCAUCAAAGUAAAGUUUGACGAGAUUAAGAUGUGGUCUGAUCUUGUAACUCCUCAGGGAGCACUGGGGAUUUUUUUGAAGCCAGAAUAUUCCAAGAUGAAGUAUCCAAUUCAACAAGAGCACACCAUACCUCUCCUCCUUAUUUGUGACAACAUCCGAGAUCCUGGCAAUUUGGGCACAAUAUUACGAUCUGCAGCGGCAGCUGGAUGUAGUAAAAUACUAGUGACAAAAGGUUGUGUGGAUGUCUGGGAACCCAAAGUGCUUCGAGCAGGAAUGGGCGCUCACUUCCGCAUCCCUGUGGUUUCAAAUCUGGAGUGGGAAGUGGUCCCCAACUACCUGUCCACCAGCACUUGUGUUCACGUGGCAGACCACUCCUGUCCAGUUGCUGAGAACCCGUCAGUCCUUCCUGAAUCUCUCUCUCCACGUGACCAGAGGUGCACGUCCCCACAUGCAGUCAGGAAGCCGAUCGAGUCUGAGGAGAGCGACAGUGAGGACGAGGAGAGAGCAUUUCUGCUCUCGCUGCCCAAAGUGGACAUUCAAGGUUGCUACCAGUCCUGGGCAAGGGAACAAACGGCCAUUGUGAUUGGUGGGGAGACGCAUGGACUCAGCUUAGAGGCCCUCUUGUUGGUUGAGAAGACGCGAGGAAAGCGACUGUAUAUUCCCAUGACUCCAGGUGUAGACAGCCUCAAUUCCGCAAUGGCAGCGUGCAUUUUACUGUUCGAGGGCAGGCGGCAGCUCUUGUUCGAGGCAGCAACUGCUAACAGGACUGAAAUGAGCUAACACUGCCUGAGUGAGUGCAUCCACUGUAAUCUCAGAUUCCGCCUUCUCUCAUUCAAGUCGGCCACACAAGUUGAGAGGUAUUAAACAGUCAAGGUAAAACUAGUAUCGAACGUUUUAGCAGGGCCACAGACAAGGUUGGGUGUUUAUCAAUGUAACUGUUGGCACAUUUCUUCUGAUUACCAUUGCAACAAAGAGUUGGUCGGCCAACAAUAGGCUCUGCGUGACUUAACACAGAGUGGUCUUAAAUGACAUUGACUAGAGUAUUGGUGUUUGUACAAAUGUAUGAAGAAUAUAUUCACCCUAAUGCAAAAUUGUAUUAAAUAGCAAGCAAUUACCACAACAUG
Pristis pectinata (smalltooth sawfish) is the source of this 1580-nucleotide messenger RNA. It is a transcript of the gene mrm3a, whose product is annotated as mitochondrial rRNA methyltransferase 3a. The record is from RefSeq and is a predicted model, not a curated record. Gene Ontology annotation, biological process: RNA processing. The coding region runs from base 286 to 1236 and encodes 316 amino acids. Gene Ontology annotation, molecular function: RNA methyltransferase activity; RNA binding. The transcript is spliced from 4 exons. Lineage: Eukaryota; Metazoa; Chordata; Chondrichthyes; Rhinopristiformes; Pristidae.